Molecule: messenger RNA, 5850 nt
Organism: Salmo salar (Atlantic salmon)
Lineage: Eukaryota; Metazoa; Chordata; Actinopteri; Salmoniformes; Salmonidae
Source: RefSeq, a predicted model, not a curated record
CAACCGGAUGUGUGCAUGUCGUUGUCAUAUGAAUUCAUGGUUCACGUUGUAUCUUAUUGCCGUGGCAGCAUUUCUAGCUACAACAUGGGAAUUGGGAACGACAAGUGACAGUGUCAUGACUGUAUAUCAAGUUUAGUGUAAAACAACAGUGUAGAAAAUAACAGUUUAUGUGCGGGAUCUUAUCCUAGAUCUGUAUUUCUGCCGGAGGUUGGCGGGGGCAAACAGAAGUCACGAUGGUGAAAGAGCAGUUUAGAGAGACUGAUGUGGCCAAAAAAAUAAGCCACAUCUGUUUUGGGAUGAAGUCGGCUGAGCAGAUGAGACAGCAGGCUCAUAUCCAAGUGGUCAGUAAGAACCUGUACAGCCAGGACACCAGCCAUACUCCUCUACCAUACGGCGUACUGGAUCAUCGCAUGGGCACCAGUGAGAAGGAUCGUCCAUGUGAGACGUGUGGGAAGAACCUGGCUGACUGUCUGGGACACUAUGGAUAUCUGGAUCUGGAGAUGCCCUGUUUUCAUGUGGGCUAUUUCAAAGCCAUCAUUGGAAUCCUACAGAUGAUCUGUAAGACGUGUUCUCACAUCAUGCUGACUAAAGAGGAGAAACUACAGUUUAUGGAUGUGUUGAAGAGGCCAGGCCUAGCGUACCUCCAGAAACGAGGAAUGAAGAAGAAGAUAUCCGACAAAUGCCGCAAAAGGACAAUGUGUCUCAAUUGCUCCACGUUAAAUGGACCAGUGAAGAAGUGUGGCUUGCUAAAGAUCCUCCACGAGAAAUACAAGACAACCAAGAAAGUGGUGGACACUGUAGUAUCAGACUUUCUCAACUCAUUCGAUAUCGCAAUAGAACACAACAAAGAAGUGGAGGGCUUGCUUAACAGGGCUCAGGAGAACCUGAGUCCUCUGGUGGUGUUGAACCUGUUCAGGAGGAUUCCAGCGGAGGACAUUCCCCUGCUCCUGAUGAACCCUGAGGCAGGUAAGCCUGCAGACCUCAUCCUCACCCGUCUGCUGGUACCCCCACUCUGCAUCCGCCCCUCUGUCAUCUCAGACCUCAAGUCAGGUACUAACGAGGAUGACCUCACCAUGAAGCUCACAGAGAUCAUCUUCCUCAAUGAUGUCAUCAAGAAGCACCGUAUGUCAGGGGCCAAGACCCAGAUGAUCAUGGAGGACUGGGACUUCCUCCAGCUGCAAUGUGCUCUCUACAUCAACAGUGAGCUCUCUGGCAUCCCCCUCAACAUGGCCCCUAAGAAGUGGACCAGAGGCUUCGUUCAGAGACUCAAGGGCAAACAAGGGCGAUUCCGUGGAAACCUCUCGGGGAAGAGAGUGGAUUUCUCUGGGAGAACGGUCAUCUCUCCGGACCCCAACCUGCGGAUCGAUGAGGUGGCUGUCCCUGUGCACGUAGCCAAAAUCCUGACCUACCCAGAGAAGGUGAACAAGGCCAACUUGGAGAUGCUGAGGAAGCUGGUGCGUAGCGGUCCUGAGGUCCACCCUGGAGCCAACUUCAUCCAGCAACGACACACGCAGAUGAAGAGGUUUCUGAAGUACGGGAACCGAGAGAAGAUGGCCCAGGAGCUGAGGUUUGGAGACGUGGUGGAGAGACACAUGAUCGAUGGAGACAUCGUCCUCUUCAACCGACAGCCCUCUCUACACAAACUCAGCAUCAUGGCUCAUAUUGCCAAAGUGAAGCCUCACAGAACGUUCCGGUUCAACGAGUGUGUGUGCACGCCGUACAACGCUGACUUUGACGGGGACGAGAUGAACCUUCACCUUCCCCAGACAGAGGAGGCCAAGGCUGAAGCCCUGGUUCUGAUGGGGACCAAAGCCAACCUGGUGACCCCCAGAAACGGAGAGCCUCUGAUUGCUGCUAUUCAAGACUUUCUGACAGGAGCCUACCUGUUGACCCUGAAGGACACUUUCUUCGAUAGGUCUAAAGCCUGCCAGAUAGUGGCCUCUAUCCUGGUGGGGGUGGAUGAGAGGAUCAAGAUAGCUCUCCCACACCCUGCCAUACUCAAGCCCAUCACUCUGUGGACAGGGAAGCAGAUCUUUGGUCUGAUCCUGAAGCCCAGUAAGGCCUGUCCAGUCAAGGCCAACCUGAGGACCAAGGGGAAACAGUACAGUGGCAAAGGAGAGGACCUCUGCAGCAACGACUCCUUCGUAGUGAUCCAGAACAGUGAGUUGAUGUGUGGUACCAUGGAUAAGGGCACGUUGGGCUCUGGCUCCAAGAAGAACAUAUUCUACAUCCUGCUGAGAGACUGGGGGCAGCUGGAGGCAGCCAACGCCAUGUCUCGCCUGGCCCGCAUCGCGCCUACAUACCUCUCCAAUCGGGGUUUCUCCAUCGGUAUUGGUGACGUGACCCCAGGCCAGGGUCUGUUGAAGGCCAAACAGGACCUGCUGGAUGGAGGCUAUGCCAAGUGUGACGAGUACAUCGAGGCCCUGAAGACUGGCAAACUGCAGCAACAGCCAGGCUGCACGGCUGAGGAGACGCUGGAGGCCCUCAUCCUGAAGGAGCUAUCUGUUAUCAGAGACCAUGCCGGCAGCGCCUGCCUCAGAGAACUGGACAAAACCAACAGUCCUCUGAUUAUGGCUCUGUGUGGCUCCAAAGGAUCCUUCAUCAACAUCUCCCAGAUGAUUGCCUGUGUGGGCCAGCAGGCUAUAAGCGGCUCUCGAGUGCCCGACGGCUUUGAGAACCGCUCGCUGCCACACUUUGAGAAGCACUCUAAACUUCCUGCGGCUAAAGGCUUUGUGGCUGACAGCUUUUAUUCAGGCCUGACGCCCACGGAGUUCUUUUUCCACACUAUGGCUGGUCGAGAGGGCUUGGUGGACACCGCUGUUAAAACAGCAGAGACCGGAUACAUGCAGAGACGUCUGGUGAAGUCGUUGGAGGACCUGUGUUCCCAGUAUGAUCUGACGGUACGGAGCUCCACUGGUGACAUCAUCCAGUUUGUCUAUGGGGGGGACGGCCUGGACCCGGCCGCCAUGGAGGGGAAAGAUGAACCGCUGGAGUUCAACAGAGUUCUGGACAACAUCCGGUCGGUCCAUACGUGUUCAGAGCAGCCAGCCCUUAGUAAGAAUGAGUUGGUCCUGACAGCAGAGUCCAUCAUGAAGAGGAGUGACUUCAAGUGCUGCCGAGACAGCUUCCUCGAGGCCUUGACAGACACGGGCUCAGAGAAGUAUAUGGAGGAGAUCAAGAAGUUCAUCAAGGCUACAUCUGAGAAAAUCAAGAAGACCAGGGACAAAUAUGGCAUCAACGACAAUGGCACCACAGAGCCCAGAGUUCUGUAUCAGUUGGACCGCAUCACUCCCAGCCAGCUAGAGAAGUUUCUGGAGACCUGCAGGGACAAGUACAUGAGAGCUCAGAUGGAGCCGGGCUCAGCAGUAGGAGCCCUGUGUGCCCAGAGCAUUGGGGAGCCUGGCACCCAGAUGACCCUGAAAACCUUCCACUUUGCUGGGGUAGCCUCCAUGAACAUCACCCUGGGGGUCCCACGCAUCAAGGAAAUCAUCAACGCCUCCAAGAACAUCAGCACACCUAUAAUCAGCGCUCACUUGGAUGUUGACGACGAUGCAGACUUUGGCCGACUGGUGAAAGGGAGGAUUGAAAAGACCCUUCUGGGAGAGAUUUCAGAGUACAUUGAAGAGGUGUUUUUGCCAGACGACUGUUUCAUUCUGGUCAAGCUGUCACUGGAAAGGAUCAGACUGCUACGACUAGAGGUGAAUGCAGAGACAGUCCGCUACUCUAUCUGCAUGUCUAAGCUGAGAGUGAAGCCUGGAGACAUAGCUGUACACGGGGAGGCAGUGGUCUGUGUAUCUCCCAGGGAAAACAGCAAGAGCUCCAUGUACUACGUCCUCCAGUCUCUAAAGGAUAACCUGCCCAAGGUGGUGGUACAGGGUAUCCCCGAGGUGUCCAGAGCUGUCAUUCACAUCGACGAGCAGACCGGCAAGAACAAGUACAAGCUGCUGGUUGAGGGAGACAACCUACGCAGCGUCAUGGCAACCCACGGUGUCAACGGCAACAGGACCACUUCAAACAACACCUAUGAGGUUGAGAAGACGCUUGGGAUCGAGGCUGCUAGGUCCACCAUCAUCAAUGAGAUCCAGUACACCAUGGUGAACCACGGCAUGAGCAUCGACAGGCGACACGUCAUGCUCCUGGCAGACCUCAUGUCCUAUAAGGGUGAGAUCCUAGGUAUCACCAGGUUUGGCCUGGCUAAGAUGAAGGAGAGCGUGUUGAUGCUGGCGUCCUUUGAGAAAACUGCCGACCAUCUCUUUGAUGCUGCGUACUUUGGUCAGAAGGACUCAGUCUGUGGUGUAUCUGAAUGCAUCAUCAUGGGAAUCCCCAUGAACAUCGGUACAGGACUGUUCAAGCUCUUACACAAGGCUGAUAAGGACCCCACGCCACCCAGGAGACCCCUGCUCUUCGACAGCACCGACUUCCACAUCCCCUUGGCUACAUAGUAGAACCCUGGGCUCGUGUCUGUCCCAGUAGAACCCUGGGCUCGUGUCUGUCCCAGUAGAACCCUGGGCUCGUGUCUGUCCCAGUAGAACCCUGGGCUCGUGUCUGUCCCAGUAGAACCCUGGGCUCGUGUCUGUCCCAGUAGAACCCUGGGCUCGUGUCUGUCCCAGUAGAACCCUGGGCUCGUGUCUGUCCCAGUAGAACCCUGGGCUCGUGUCUGUCCCACACCCAACAUCUAAUAAUGCAAAAUAAUAUGGUCAUUUAGUAGAUGCUUUAAUCCAAAGGCAGCUACAGUUACAUAGUGGCACGUCUGCAGUAUAUGUGGCCAUUGUGGGAAUCAAACCCACAACCCUUACUGAUCUGAUCAAGGCACUCUCACCUCAUUGUAUAUGCUUCGUUUGCUAUCAAUGAUUGACAGUUGGUGUGUGUGUGUGUGUGUGUGUGUGUGUGUGUGUGUGUGUGUGUGUGUGUGUGUGUGUGUGUGUGUGUGUGUGUGUGUGUGUGUGUGUGUGUGUGUGAUGGAGCAAAGAGAGCAUGGGGCACAUACACAAGGAGUGCCUUAACGUGAAGCUUUUGUUUUCUCUCCAUGAAGCAUCUUCCUUUGGCUUUCUGUUUAUUGUGUUAUUUUAUACCACUUCUUCUCAUUCACAGGACUACAGAGAGAAGUGCCUGUCAAAACGUCUCCAGCUCUUCCACAAUGGAAGACUGACGUUCACCUGUUUUUAUUUGUUUAGUCGUGGACUCAUGUUCCUCGUUUGUUUUCCAUGCUUUCCCUUUCUGAAUUUACAAUAAAGUGUGCUUGACGCUGGAAAGAGUGAAGCGUUGAAGUCACUGAUUUGAUUAGAAAUAUGGUUUGAUGUUGUUCACUGGCUGAAAGGAGCCUGUUCCCAGGUCUGUAAAGUAUGUGCUUGAGCCAACUCUUCUGACUGUCAUUGCCACACAGCUUUGUUAUGCCCUUCAUGUUUGGUUUGACACUGAUUGAACAACCUUGAGAGGAGUUGGCUGAAGCACAGAGGCAUUUGGAGCCUGCUUACAAUGAACCCUGUGUAUACUAUAUGAUGGCCUUGGAUGCCCAGGCUUCACUCCUGAUGUCUCUUAAGGUGAGGUUACUAUAUGGUGACUGUUCUCUAAAACCUCAGUGGCUUUUUGUGUUUACUGCUGGCUUGAUUUUUUUCAGUGUUUAAAACAUCCCUCUUACUGUAUGUAUGGAUGUCUUUAUGGUUUAAAACAUCCCUCUACUGUAUGUAUGGAUGUCUUUAUGGAUUAAAACAUCCCUCUUACUGUAUGUAUGGAUGUCUUUAUGGUUUAAAACAUCCCUCUUACUGUAUGUAUGGAUGUCUUUAUGGUUUAAAACAUCCCUCUACUGUAUGUAUGGAUGUCUUUAUGGAUUAAAACAUCCCUCUUACUGUA